Molecule: messenger RNA, 2893 nt
Organism: Paramecium pentaurelia
Lineage: Eukaryota; Ciliophora; Oligohymenophorea; Peniculida; Parameciidae
Source: the annotation of a GenBank genome assembly
AUGAGUAAUCAGUGUGGAAUUUUGAAAUCACCAUAAUUAAAUAAAGAACGAUUAGAAACAUAAAGAGAAAUGGAUCAACAUUUAAGAAUGUCUCCUGUUAGAAAAAGUAGUUUUUUACCUUCACGUACAAAAAGCUUAGGUUAAAGAUUGCUUAAUUUUGUUGGAAGAUAAAUCUCUGUAGAUUAUUAAGAAAGACUAGUACUUAAAAGUCUCUAAGCGGAAAAUAAUAAUGCUAAAAAAUUCUUUCAAAUAUUGCUUGCUCGAAAAAAUAAUCUAAACAAUCUUACAAAUUUUCAUUUAGGCUUAUUAAAUGAUAAAGCAAUUGGAAAUAUUAGUUUAAUUUAAAGAUAAACGUCGUUUAAAUUAUUUAUUGAUAGAGUGUUAGCAAAGAAACUUCUCAUAACUAUUAAACCCUUUGUAGAUAAUUUAACAUAGCAUAUUAAAGCAUUGCCUUUAUUAUAUCCAGAAAGUACUAAAAUUGUAGUAUGGGACAUAAUUGCAAUUUCAUCCAAAUUAUACUUUUUAUAUCUAAUCCCUCUAGAAUUAGCAUGGACAAACAGAUCAUUACUUUACAAUAGAUACUAUUCAUCUUCAAUAAUUAUGCUCAUAAUUUUAUUUAUAGAUUUUAUUAUUGGUCUAAAUACUGCUUAUUAUAAUGCAGGAUCAUUGAUUACAAAUCGAAUUUAAAUAUUUAAACAUUAAAUUACUAAAUCUUUUGGAUUAGAGUGGAUAUCUACUAUAAUUUUAAUAAUAUUACUUAUAAUUUGUAAAUCAACAGAUACUAUGAUAAAUGUGACUGAAAAUCCUGUGUAUUUGAUUUUAUUAAGUGUGCUAUCUCACUAAAUAAAUGUACAUUAUAAAACAAGCCAAUAUGAAUUAGCAUUAAAUUUAUCUAAAAAAGUUUCAAGUUGUUUAGAAUUACUUAAAUUCUUACUUUUAUUAUUUUAUGUCAUUCAUUUAUUUUCUUGUCUAUGGUUUUGGGUAUUAAAUUUAAAUAUUAUUAAAGGUUGGUAAUUAUAGUCGAGAAUAAAAUGAAUAAACUUGGUUAGACACUCUUAAAGAUCUUCCAAUAAUAGAUUGGACAGAUGAAUACCUAUAAUCAUUUUAUUAUAUAUGUGUAACUAUGUUUACAGUUGGAUAUGGUGAUAUUACUCCUAAAAGUGGUUUGGAAAAAUCUAUUUGUAUAUUUUUGAUUCUAGUGUCAAGUAUUCAACUUCCAUAUUCAAUAAAUACAGUUGGUUCAAUAAUUGAAAAAAUAUCAGAUUAUGGGGAGGAAACAAAAAAUAAAUUGAGGACAAUCAACAGUUAUAUGAAUAAAAAGAGAGUUCCUUAUAAUAUACAGAAUUAAAUUAGAUAGUAUUUAAAUCAUUAUUGGGAAUCAUUACAAGGACAAGAUACAGAAGAAGAGAAAGUAAUAAUAUCUUAAUUAUCUGAAAAUUUAAGAGAAUAACUUAUUAUUUAGGCUCAUAGUAGAAUAUUUUCUAAAGUUUCUCUAUUAAAAUAAAAUUUUAGUCAUUAAAUACAAUAAAUUUUACUACAAAAGGUAUAAUCUGUUUUAUUAUAACCAGAAUAGAUUAUUGAAUUAGAUAAUAAAAUUUAAUGUUACUUUGUUGAUGAAGGGGAAAUAAAUUUAUUAAUUGAAUCUGGUUUAGUCAUUUAAAAAGCAAAAAAAGAUGAUAUUAUUGGUUUAGAUAAUUUAUUUUUAGGAUUUCAAAAUAAAAAUCAAAAACUAAAAAUUAAAAGUAUAGGUUUUACUAAAUUGUUGAUCUUGUCUAGAUAAGAUUUUUUAUAAGAAUUAAAGGAAUUUCCUAAUGAUUAUGAAAAGUUCUGCUCUAUAAAAGAUGAUUUAUUAUAUAACUUCAAAUCUUCCUACAUUAAAAAAUAAUGUGAUUCUUGUUUUUAAUCAGGACAUGAAAUUGUUAAUUGUUCUAUGCUUCAUUAUGUACCUUAAAGAGAUCUAUUGAUUAAAAGAUAGCAAUUUCUUUAAUUACAAUAGCGUUAAUAAUUUUCAAGAAGAUAAUAUAAAUUAUCUAGAAUAAUUUUAUCUGAACUUGUUAAUCCAGAGUUUAAUGAAACCAUAUAGUAGUUUUAAAAAAAAUAUUAAUUACCUCAAUUAUCUAACCUUAAUAGUAAUAACUUAAAUGUUUAAUCUUAUUAAAAUGUUGUAUAAGAUGAUAUAAAAGAUUUACAGAAUAUUAAAAUAGAAAAUUUAAAAGUUUCAACAACUUUAAAUUCAAGAUAAACAUAAAAAAAAGACUCUGUUUUAGCAAUUUCUUAUAUUCCAGGUAGCAAUAUUGAUCAAAUGUAAAGAAGUAUAAAUAAUAACAAAAAAAUGGUCAUAAAUCAAUCAAGCAAAAAAUAAGAACUUGAUAAUUAAUUAGAUGGUAUGGGUAUUUAAAGAUAGAAUAGUUUAACAUCUAGAAGGUAAUCAUAAGGAAUAAAUCUUAUGAAUAUGUAUUAAUUUAAUUUAAAUAAUAAUGCCUAUAAAUAAAACUAUUUACAUGAGUUACUUAAUCCAAGUUAUGAUAUUAAUUUUGAUGAAGAAUUAAAAUUAAGGUAUGAUAAUUUAAAAUAUACUAAAAAUAUGAGUAUAGAUGAUAAAGUAGCUAUAGAAUUACUUUAUUUGAAAUAAGUUAACAAUCAAAAAUAUUGUAAAAAAGGUUUAAUAGAAUUCGAGACUAUUAAAUAUUAUCAUGAUUAUUUCCCUUAACAUAAUUAUAGUAGAUAAAUAAGUAAGGCAAACAAGCCAUAAAAUCUAGAAUUAAAAAAAUUAAUUCAAAAAUAUAUGAGUUAUAUACUUUAUCCAUCCGAAUUUGUUCAAAGUUUUAAAUAACUUUAAUAAGAAAAUUAGAGAAUAGGUAUAUUUACUGAUGAAGUUAAUAAUUAAAUUUGA